GCCAGUAGCCGGCGGGGAUGGACACGCCGACACGGCACGGGACCACAGCACGCACGCGCAAGGGUGCGGCUGACGGAGACAGACAGACAGACAGACUGGCGGCAGCCGUCCGUGGUCCACCGGUGGCGCAUUUCAGCGGGCCAGUAAACUCAGUUGCUAGUAAACAGCCCGAGAGAAAUGGCUUGGCUGGUGGUGGUGGUUCUGGCACUGAGUGUCGGGGCUGCAGUGCUGGGUGCUCCAGCUACUUCAGUUUCUGACUUCAAAAUUGCAGAGGUCACCAAUGAAACAAUAAGAUUGGAGUGGUCAAGCCCUGCCGUGGGAAAGCAAUUUUCAGUUGGACUGGUGAAUACUAAUUCAACGAACGAGUCACAAAACCUCAGCAUCAAAUCUGAAAGCGAUACAAAGUGCAGCAUUGAGUUUUCAGAUCUUAAACCACUUACUAAGUAUAGGCUGACAAUCACGAAUCCAGAAAAAGAGGAAGUCCUUGCUACAGUUGAAACAAUGACUCCCCCAUCUUUGGAAAUGCCUGAAAUUGAAGAAGUCCAGGAAGGUUGUGCCCACCUAACAUUAGCCCCUCUUCCUGAAGAACAAGCCAAAGAUGUUGAGGCUUAUCUCUUGUUGGUGAGGCCAUUAGAAGAUGCAAAAGACUAUCCUGCCGCUGAUAUCAAAGACCCAAACCUUCAAUCUAAACUUGAAGCUCUGGUCAAACCACCAUUCUACUUGGCAUAUGAAUUUACACAGGAGGAGCUGAGUAACGAGGAUGGUGGACAAGUUCAAAUUGGAACAGGGGCUGCCAAGAAAGAAGGCAAAUAUGGGUCUUUACAGGACCCAAGGCUAACAAGUGGUGGGAAUUACCGAGUUGCAUUUGUGGCAAUAAUGAAUCUGGAUGGAAAACAGAGCUGCUUUUCAGAAGAAAGCUGUCAAAUGCUGGUGAAGUGAGAGUACAUCAAGUGUUUGAACUGUGCAGUACAAGCAUUCUAUGCCUCCAAAAGAAUGACCUUGUGACUCCAUAGGUAAGCUUAUGUAUGUAUGAUCUCUCACAACUAAACUAUUGAUAAAUAUGUAUUUAAUUUAAAGUUUUAGCAAAAUUGCUGUAUUAUAAAUUGAAGCGAGCGUGCUUGUAGAAGAUGAGCAAUGAGGGAAAAAGUGAUAAAGUCACUAACACAUUGAACACAGGAAGUUGAAUGUAAUUCUGUUUGUUUUCAAUACUGAUGAAAAAUAUAAAUUCAAUGAAUAAGUGAAA
Molecule: messenger RNA, 1243 nt
Organism: Thrips palmi
Lineage: Eukaryota; Metazoa; Arthropoda; Insecta; Thysanoptera; Thripidae
Exons: 5
Coding region: 178-939 (253 amino acids)
Molecular function (GO): protein binding
Source: RefSeq, a predicted model, not a curated record